This is a messenger RNA of Labrus mixtus (cuckoo wrasse), 6623 nucleotides long. Its product is annotated as up-regulator of cell proliferation-like. The record is from RefSeq and is a predicted model, not a curated record. Gene Ontology annotation, molecular function: GTP binding. Bases 338 to 5038 code for a protein of 1566 amino acids. NCBI's taxonomy places the organism in Eukaryota, Metazoa, Chordata, Actinopteri, Labriformes, Labridae. The transcript is spliced from 3 exons.
UUCACUGAAUACUUUUCUGCAUAAAUCUUCUUCCUAAUUUAUCAAAAUUAACUUUAGCUGAUCAAGUGUUACAAUGUGACUAACUGUUCUUCAUUAGUGACAGACUGAGGAUACUGUGUGUUUUCAUUGAUUGGAUUGAAUUGUUUUCAAGUUAUCUGCAAAUAUAUUCAAAUCAUUUCUGUGAAACUAAAGUUAAAUAAAUGUUUUUUAUUUUGGGUUUAAAAGCAGCAGAGAGCCAUGGGAAAAGUCCGAACAUGCUGACACUGAAGACACAUGGACAAGAGCCUACAGGUUUGAAAGAACAGGAAGGCUAAUUGAAAAGUGCGGCCAUGUCACCAUGUCUUCACAUAACAAAGAAGAAGAUCCAACAGUCCUUUUAAACUUUCUCUCACAACUUGGACUGGAGAGAUUUUAUCCCAACAAGCUCACUCUUCGGUCUCUCUUGGAGAUCAACAGAAACAGUGUGUAUGAUGAAGCUGUUUCAUCAGUGGAGGAUAUACCAUGGUGUUUUCUCAGGAAACUAUUUAAAAUCAAUGCAAAAUGCAGGAACUGUACACAAUUAUCAAACACAGAUGAUGAGGAGGAGGAAAACACUGAUGUCUUUGACUUUAAUACUGCAGAGGACUCUGCAGACAAUAAGGUGAACCUUCUUGACCUCAUAGUAGCACUCUUUCUUUGUGCUGACAGCUUCUUGCAACAAGAAAUGGUCCUCAAAAUGUCAAUGUGCCAGUUUUCUGUCCCACUAGUGUUGCCCCAUGGCAACAAUAAUCAGUGUACCUUGAUGGUCUGGGCUCUGAGAGACAUUGUCAAAGAGUGGCGUCCACAUGAAUUGUCAAGUUCAAAAGGGUUUGUUGAAGACAACAUUGUCCAGACAGAACUACCCUUCUUCUCCUUUGUGAGGCUUAAAAACUGCAGUUUAUCCAAGUCCCAGUGUUUGAAUCAUAUUCUCAGCCUUGACCAGUACAACAACAACAUGUUCAUACACAGAGAUAUGAAAGGAGGAGACCAUGAAAGGAAGAUUUCAAAUGGCUUGGUAGAGGUCUGCUGGUACCUUCCAUGUGGCAGAGAAAAUCUUGACACAUUUCCAAAACCAAUUGCUGUCGCCAAUCUGAGAGGAGACAUUGGUCAGUCAAUUACACAAUUCAGUUUUCUUUUUCAAGUGUCGACUGCUACCUUUGUAUUCCUGGACAAAGUUGAAGAAAACGAGCACAAGAUUCUGACAUGUCUUCAAGAUGUGAGAUCUAAACUGUUCUUGGUUGUAAACCGCAAGGCUGAGAAGGACAUGAUGACUGUCAAGAACACAGUCAAAGAAUUAGAAUUACCACAGAGCAGUGUGAAAAUCAAAGACCCACAUGUAAAUCUGAUUACGUUUUCAGAGAAACUAAGUAUAACCAUCAAAAAAUCCAUGACAAAUACAAUGAAAAUCGAAAGCAUGCUUGACAAGGCAGUUGACCUGGGACUGUCUGAGGAUGAAUGUACAAGUGAACACCAAAAGAAGGUGGCUGAGGAGAUUGCGAAAGGAAUUGGUUUGCGACCUAUAUCAGAGUACAAGAACAAAACACUUCCUUUGCAAGGUGUUAACUGGAAAAAGUUAUCACAGUUGGAAAUGGAAGAAUGUAGGUUAAAAAAUGCUGGUGAUCUUAGACUGGAAGAAUAUAAAUCUAAACUGCAAAAAGAAAAACAAGAGAUCAUCAAGAAGCUUGGCAAACAAAAACUAUCCAAAGCUAUGAAUAGUUUCAUUGAACAAUCAUCUGAACAGGACAAAGUGAAAAGAGAUUUUUUCCUGAAGUGGAUGAAACUUAAACUGAAUGCACAUUUGCAGCCUGACAUGAAACUAUCUUUACUACGUCAGAAAUUGACAGACGAAUGCAACAAAAAGGAGAAAGACGGCAAAGUGAUUGCAGAACUGGAUCAGGCUUUGCUGGAAAGCUCUUUGGGAAUAGAGCAUUACAUGAGAGAGAUGGGACUAAUCUAUGAGUUUUCCUCCCAGUCACAACACACUGAUGAUAAAAUAUCUCGACUCCCUGGUUUGGCUGCUGAAAUGCUGUUGGAUGGAUAUGCUUUAGAGCUUCUCGAUGGAGAUGCGUCUAACAUCCCACAGAAGUGGGUGAAGGAUGUGCUAAUGGAGCUUCACAACAAGGUUGGAGAGAAGAGCAGACUGUUGGUGCUGACUGUGUUGGGUGUUCAAAGUACAGGGAAGUCAACACUCCUCAACACCAUGUUUGGUGUGCAGUUUCCUGUCAGCAGUGGCAGAUGCACAAGAGGAGCCUACAUGCUCUUUCUCAGAGUAGGUGAUGACAUGCAAAGUGAGUUGAACUAUGACUUUAUAGUUCUCAUUGACACAGAGGGUCUUAGGUCACCUUGUUUGGCACAACUAGAGGACAGUUGUGAGCAUGACAACCAGCUGGCAACCUUUGUCAUUGGUUUAAGUGAUGUCACCAUUAUCAAUGUUGCAAUGGAGAACUCCACUGAAAUGAAGGAUUUUCUUCAAAUUGCGACUCAUGCAUUCUUGAGGAUGAAGCAAAUUGGGAAAAAGCCAGUUUGUCAUUUUGUGCACCAGAAUGUGGGUGGAGUUUCUGCCCAUGCAAAGAACACAACAGAGCGAAAACACCUCUUGGACCAACUCAAUGAAAUGACCAACAUCGCAGCCGAAAUGGAAAAACAUCCUAUCAUACCAUUCACAGAUGUGCUGGACUAUGACUUGGAAAAAAAUAACUGGAAUAUCCCAGGACUGUGGCAUGGCACCCCACCAAUGGCACCAGUGAACACAGGUUACAGUGAAGCUGUGGCAGAUUUCAAGAGAAAUCUUCUGGAGACGGUAAAAAGAGACAAAAGUGAACAUGUGCCACAGAUCCCAGAGUUUCUGGAGUGGAUCACAAGUCUCUGGAGAGCUGUUAAGUUUGAGAACUUCAUCUUUAGUUUCAGAAACACUCUUGUUGCUCAUGCCUAUGACAACCUUUGCAAAGAGUUCAAUCAGUGGGAAUGGGAGUUCAGAAAAGAGGUUUUCCGCUGGAAAACAGAAACUGAAAUGGAAAUCCAAAAUACUGAAAAUGAGUCUGAGCUUCAUCAUUUGAAUGAAAUGGUCAAAUCAAAAAAGUCAGAGGUAUCUGACAAAAUAAAAGAACAAAAACAAAAAAUGGAUCAGAAACUCCAGGAAUACUUCAAGAGGAAAGGCCGACAGGUGAAUCUGAUAAUGAAAUACAAAACUGACUUUAUCAUCAGGAUCGAGGGUCUUACAAAUGAAAUCCAACAUUCAGCCAACAGUGACCUGGAUUGUGCACUUGAAUGUAAAAAAAGUUCAAAAGAGGCUGAAGACCUUCAGAGAAAUCACAGAGAAGUGAUUGAAGAGCAGGUUAUGAAACUUUUGAGCGACUGCAAAAAACGCACACAGUCAGACAAGGAGCUGGAAGAAGAGUUUGAAAAAGUGUGGGCUGCUGUCACUGUAAACAUAUCUGGCCUAAAAGAACAAGAUAUAUCUGCCAGAGUCCUUGACCAGUUGAGAAAACAUUUUGUAAAUCUUAAUGUCAAUGAGGAACUACAGAAUAUUGGAGACCUGAAAGAAUUUGGGAAAGAUCCAUUUAAGGCCAAAACUGAUCACAUAAAAAUGACAAAGACACAAUUUGUAAAUUUCUUUUUUAAGAAAGAAAUAAAACGAGACUUACAGAGCCGUGCAGACAGUGUUAUUGCAUCUUGCAAACGUUUUGUUGAAGAUACUGCAAAGACAGACAGAGAUUACCAUGAUUCUUUCACAAAGGAUCUUCUGGAUAAAGUCAAUGAAUCCCUCAAGCAAAACUGCAAGAAAUGCAAGCCCAAGUUUGCUAUUGACCUGAAACUUCAUCUUUGUGGAUUUGCUUCAAGAGAGUUCCUUCACAUGCACAGAAAAUACUUGGCCCAUAGGGAUCCAAGAAAUAAGCUGGAUGCGAAAAAGAAACAGUACUUGACAGACUUCAUAGAUCUGUACAAAGAGAAAGAUCACUGCCAACGCAAAGCAACUGAUUAUGUCAGCUUUUGUAUCAAACCUGCUGUUGAGGAGUACAUCAGUAGAUCACUGGGAAUUGACAUUGUGGAGGAAAUUUUGACAAGUUGCCAUUCACCAGAGUACAGUUCACGCUCCUUUUUCCAGUACAACAUUCAAAAGGAGUUGCUGCAAAAGGAUGACUUUGAGAGUUUUGUCAAGUACAUUACAAGGUAUGAAAUAUUUGUUAAGGAUUGGAUAUUUCAGCAUGUCCUGCAAAAAAUGUCAGAGGGCCAGACUCUGUGCAAACUGAAGAUUAAAAGUCUGCAGGUCAUAGUUGACAAAAUCACAAAAGCAUUAAAGCAGUCCACAAAACACAGUGAUAGCACUCCGCUGCCAGACAACCAGGAAAGUAUCCAAGAGCUCAUCAACAACAUGCGAACGUGUUUAAAUAAAGACAUCUCAAUUUCUGUGGAAGAUGAAAAAACCAGCCUGUUUCAGAUCCAAAGCACAUGCCAUCAGUUUACAGACAGCCUGUUUAAAUCAUUACAUGACUUAAAGGAAGAGCUGAAGGAGGAAAUCUCAAACUCUGAUGACAUCUCUGAAACUCUGAAAAAACUCCCAACCAAACCACAAGAUGAGCUCUUUAAGCAAGUGUUUGGCUGUGGAAAACAAUGUCCUUUCUGUAAAGUUCCUUGUGAGGCUGGAGGCAAAGAACACAAGGAGCAUCAUGCAGCUGUGCAUCGUCCUCAAGGUCUUGGCAUGUACAGAAAUCUAAACACACAGCAGUUGGUUGAAACACUGUGUACAACAGAUGUCCACAGCGAAAAAACAUUCAGAAACACAGACACUGAGGGGAAGUUCCAUCCUUAUAAAGACUAUGCCACAUACUAUCCAGAGUGGCACAUUCCUCCUGACCGCACCAUCCAGGCUUCUGACUACUGGAAGUAUGUCCUGGUAAAAUACAAUGACAGAUUUGCUGAAGAAUACAAAGCCAAGCCUGCUGUCGUUCCAGGGUCCUGGAGAAGCAUCACAAAGGAACAAGCACUGAAAGGUUUAAAAGAAGCCUUCAACAUAAAGUGAACAUCGCACAACUCAGACAAAUAUCCUUAAACAAGAAACAUUUACACACCUCCUGUUUUUUGGGUGCAAACAGAGGAAGUGGAGUGGCAGAAUCAUAUGGCACUGAACACGUUAGGGCCUUCAGCAAAACAACUUGUUUCACAUGUUUUCCUUACUAAGAGAAAUGGAAGUCUUCAAAGAAAGACAGAAACUCGGCUUCAAAUAAUUGAAGUGUGAACACCUGAUUUAUAUUUUUUAUGUUUCUAUGAUAUGAUUUAGUUCAUCUGAUUGAAGCAGUUAUGUUAAACUUUUGAACAUGUCUUUUUUUGUGUUUUUAAAUAUAACAAUCAUUUUGUUUCGUACAUUUUCUUUCAGCACUCUUACUACAGUGCAUGAAUAAGGCGAUGGCUCUGAUGUAAGUUUCAAAGGUCAAAUCAUGUCGUUUUUGUUGUUCUUUCAGUUACCUUUUGUGUUUAAGACUUUCUUUUCUUUUCAAAGAUAAUGUCAGAAGGUGUGUACAAUGUGAGGUCGGUAUGAGUGACAAGCUGACCAUGACAGAUGAUGAACAUGAAAACAGAGAGCAUGUUGUUGUUUUUAUAUUUUGGAAGAAUUCUGAGUUGUUUUUUAAUCUCUCUUUAUGUUCAUGUUUUAUUUUUUAUGCCAUUUUAACAAGUGUGCACAAUAAUGAUGAUGGCAAUGAUGAUAAUGUUCUUCAAGACCACGUACAACAUGUGUUUUCUUUUGUUUGUUUUGAUGAGAAAUUAAACAGUUUGUUGUUUUUUAUGUUGUUGUGUGGCUCUGUGUAUUAUAACUGGUACACAGUAAAGAUGAUGAAAUGAUGAUUUACUAUACGGAGACCAUGUGGGGGAACAAGAGAUGAUCUGCAGAGUAUGUGUCUGAAUGGUUCAUUCAUUGAAUCACAUUUAGAGUUUUGAUUGUCCUGAUUAAAUAAUGUGUCACAAGAAAACUAAACAUGUUGGAUACAGUCAGAAAAUAAGAAACGUUGAUGUCACUGACUUGAAGUGCUGACUAACAUUGUUCGUUGUGUAUUUCUGACAUAAAUCUUCUUCUUGUGUUUUUAGUUAUAUUUUGGCCUUGUUGUUUUAAUGUUUUUGCUCAGUCAUAGAGCUACAGUAUAGUGAUGCUGAUGUAGUGGAUGAUGACGUUCUCGUACAAUAACAGUUUGAAACAGAUGUUUAAAAAAUAUAAUCACAAGUUUGAAUGUUUUUACUUUUCUAUUUGUAUUCGUCAUAGGAAAAAACAACAUGUUAAUCUUUUGAUGUGUUUUUGAUUUAGUCAGUGAAUAUGUGAUUUUAAUCUUCCUGAAUUUGAUAUUGAUGUUUAAAAGUUGUCUGAAGAGGCCGAUAGCAGCAAAAGUGAGGCCAAAUCUUGUUAUUUCAGACAGACGAUGAGUUCAGCAAGCUGGACGUGAUAUUUACAUGUUCUUAAUUCUGUUUUUGAUGUUUUUGAUGGAAAAUGUUUUUUUUCUCUUAAUUCUAUAUGACAAGUGAUAAAUAUGAUAUACUGUAUGUAUAAUAAAUGUGAAAAUGGGCCUAAAGCCACAAAUGUUGAGUUAAAUUGUGAUUAAAGAUUUCAAUUGAAAUUA